Messenger RNA from Ostertagia ostertagi, 1827 nucleotides. NCBI's taxonomy places the organism in Eukaryota, Metazoa, Nematoda, Chromadorea, Rhabditida, Trichostrongylidae. The record is from the annotation of a GenBank genome assembly.
AUGAGUGAACCUAAUUCUCGUUCUGCGUCAUUGUCUUCUGAUUCUCGGGCGGUUGCCCCUUCUCAUAGAACUGAUUCAAAUCAUCCUGUUGUGCCAGUCACCAGUGAACUGGCAGUGGUCUUGUCUAAGUUAGGUGACGAGACUGCAGUCAAAGGGCGGUUGCCCCAAUCCACAGAUCUGUUCGGUUGUGCCUACUCGUACUUUCAAUCGGCUGCUUCGCGUACGCCAGCUGCUCCUGCUCCCCCGCCGCGCACUUCCGCAGAGGCGAUCGAACUCCCUCGUUUGGCAAUUGACGCCACCACUUCAUGGCCUCCUCGUGCAAUUAUGGCUCCGGUGAACGUGUUAGCACUGACCGAUUCUGAUCGCCUUUUCGUUGCGCAGAUCCCCAUAAGGGUAAAUAAUAUUCACGUUUUGGCAUUGGUGGACACGGAAAACUCGGGCACGAACCCCCACUCGCUUCCAACCGUAAUGGACUGCACUCCGCCGGAUCCAACGCCGGCUGAUACAGGUACGUCCACUUCUUCUUCUGUACCGGGUUCCGGUCAAAACAUAGACUUGAUUACUGUUGAUGGGCGUCCUAUGGAUCCCUCGGUUGAAGACGCUUCGCGAUCUCCCGAGCCAGAGGCGCCUGUCGUACCCAAUGAGCCAGUUUCAGAUAUGACUACUUCGGCUCACACCGAGAGCUCUACCACUGAGGAGAGUACCUCAUCGAGCGGCAGUUCUUCGUCGUCGUCAAGCUCGACUUCUCGAGGGCUUGACCUGUCAGAAGAAGCCCUCCUGGCUUCUGACAACGAGAAUGACGAGCCGAUGGACGAGACCGUCGCGUCUACUCUCGCGCAGUCGAUGGAAGACCUCUCCCUAAGGGCCAAUGGUGCUGGUCCAAGUGGCGCCAAUGCCAGUUCCCGGGGCGCUGGUGGUUCUCGUGGUGGUUCUCGCGGUGGGCCUCGCGGUAAUGGUACCUCUUCCCGGGGCAUCAAUAAGGGUGGUCGAGGCCGUCGCCACGCCAGGCGCGGCCGCUCACAGGCUCCACGGCGGCACACUCCACCUGGGCGCCAGUCGGUUCCCCAAUUGCCGAGGGCAAAUCCGCCUAACUAUACCAACUACCUGGCGGACUACCAUCCUUGGGGUCGCCUUGUCAAUCCGCGCCCUCGGCAAAUGGUAACUUACGGGUACAACCGGGUCACCAAUGAGGUGCCCGUGGGCACGUAUAAGCACCUCCCGGACGCGGGCUACAUGAGCUCCAAAUUCGCGCGGUAUGGGACCGAUAGUACGAUCGCCCACCUUCUCGAUGGGACGUAUGCUGAUGAAGAUACCAGCUCUCUGCCGCUCAAUACUGACGAUCUGCUCUCCUUCAUCCUGAGCAACAUGAACUCGGAGGCUGGCUGGUGCGUGCAGCGUCCCGUCGCGUUGCACGCAGUGGGGCAUGGCAGCAUAGCUCGCGCUAAGGUCGUUCGCGUGGAGGUACUAAGCGGUCAGCAUGCGCUGAAGGUCUAUAUUGAGGCGUUCACAUGGUCUCACCAGAGCAUCUGCGGCGCGGUCGUACAGCACGGUCGCCAUUCUGGGGUGGUCACCUUUGUGGACAUGGACGUGCGGCUCGGCAGGCAGACCACCCGGGCCAACCCCAUCUAUGAGGCCAUAUCCCACAUGCACAUCUAUGCGGACCUUCCCCCCACUUCCGUGGCCAGUCGGAUAGUAGACGCGGUGUACGGCCUCCCCCAGGCUGCUCAACAAGCGCUCCCGGAGGCGCAGGACCCCAACAUCGUUGCACCAGCGUUUCAGAUCCGAGGAGCCACGGUGCAUCUCACUGGAGACCAGCAGGAAGCCGUG